Magallana angulata is the source of this 2554-nucleotide messenger RNA. Its product is annotated as carboxylesterase 1C-like. Bases 236 to 1957 code for a protein of 573 amino acids. NCBI's taxonomy places the organism in Eukaryota, Metazoa, Mollusca, Bivalvia, Ostreida, Ostreidae. The record is from RefSeq and is a predicted model, not a curated record. The transcript is spliced from 4 exons.
GUUCAAUAUUUAGAUCGCACUAAGAAGGUUGAACAGUGCUUUGUAAAUACGGGUGAAGCGGCGUCCUACAAUUACAACUUGUAUUUCUUGUUUCAGACAGGUAUAUUCAAGAUUGGUAUAUAGGGCAAAAACGGUUUCAGAGUCUUUAUUACAUGUAGCUGCGGCGAGAAGGAUUGAAGGAUAUAUGUUCAUGUAAUUGCAGGUUCAGAAAAGUGUCUAUCUUUGCAAUUAAAAUAUGAUAAAGUACUACAUUUUUACGAUAAUUUUGGUAGUAUCUUUGGUGAAAGGAGAUGACGUGGUUAAUGCCGUUGAAGUCAAAACGACGUCAGGUUGGGUUAGAGGUUAUGAGGAAAACUUUGACGAUGGAAAAGUAUUUAGAUUUGUGAAAAUACCGUUUGCCAAACCUCCAAUCGGAGAACUUCGUUUCAGGCCACCUCAGCCUAUUGGAGAAUGGGAAAAAGUUCAAGGAAUUUCUGGAGCGAAAUCACCGAGUUGUCCUCAGUGGUACUUUCCUCUUCCUGGAUUUAAUAGUUCACAGACAGAGGAAGAUUGUCUGUAUCUCAAUAUCUAUGUUCCUGGUAAAAUUUCGACAGCACGAAACCUUUCAGUGAUGGUAUGGAUCCAUGGGGGCGGCUUCAUUUUUGGAGCUGCUAAUCAGUACAAGCCACAACCAAUGGUUUUAAAAGGGGACGUCAUAGUCGUAACCAUCAAUUACAGACUUGGACUCUUCGGCUUCUUUACAAUGCAUGACCCUCUGUUGUCGGGAAACUACGGAAUAAUGGACCAAAUCGAGGCUCUCCGUUGGAUUCAUAACAACAUUGCUUCUUUCGGUGGAAAUCCGAACUCAGUGACCAUCUUUGGGGAGUCAGCAGGUGGUAUGUCUGUUAGUUUGCUAACUCUGAUUCCAUCCAACGAAGGUUUGUUUAAACGAGCUAUAUCUCAAAGUGGGAUAGUGUCCACUGUUACCGUUGCAAAGAAGGAAUGGGAAAUAAGAACAAAAGAUUUAUUCUUAGAAAGAACAAAUUGCAACGACAAAGGAGAUGUGGCAGAAACCCUACAUUGUUUACAAGAACUACCCGUUGAAAAUAUUACAAAUGCUAUGACAAUGCUCGAUAUAACGGAUUCCCAAAAUGCGACUUUUCAAGUUGGAGGACUAUAUCCAGGUGCAGAUGGCAAGCUUAUAGAUAAACAGAUGGUUUAUCCGAAAUCUCCUGAAGAUAAAAGCUAUACAUUUUUCCGUUCUCUGGAUUUUAUGUCCGGUACUCUAGACGGUGAAGGCAAUAUGCUGUACAUGGGCUUGUCACCUGAAGUUCAAGAAAAAUAUAACUUUAAUGUCACAGAAAAAAUACCAAAAGGUGUUUUAUGUGAGAUGACAGCUCCUGUCUUUAUCAAUAACGCAGUGGGAAAUGUUCCAGAAUUAGUUCAAGAAAUCUGUGAUUUCUACACCACCACUGAAAGUGUAGAUGCCCAAAGUAAUAAAGUCUGCGAGUUUUCUGGCGAUUCGACUUUCAUCGUGCCAAGCAACAUAAUGCUGUCAAUUCACGCCAGAGACAAUACACUGUCAAACACCUAUCAAUUUCUUGUAACCAAGCCGAGUCCCUUGCCUUUUGGAGGAAAUCCGCCAUCUUGGUUAAAAGGAGCCGGACAUGGAGAUGACAUACGUUUUUUCUUCGACUUCUCGGACAUUCUGGAAAUUCCGGAGGAAAAAAGGAAAGUAGUUGAGGAAGAUCAAGGCUUAUCUGAAAAAAUCAUCCAAUACUGGACUAACUUUGCAAAGUUUGGUAAUCCAAAUGGAGAGAGCAUUCCAAAGUGGCCAUCAUAUGACGCCAAUAGCAAGCAAUACAUUAUCCUCGAUGAACCAAUUAGAACAGGGGAAAAUCUAAAGUCCGGAGCGACUGCUCUUCUUAGUAGAAUAUUGCAAAAUGGCCGUCGUCGCUUAAUUCGGGAUGAGUUAUAAAAGUUGGAUGGAGUAGUUAUGGAGUGACCAACAUGCAGCUCUAAAGAAUUGCGGAUAUACAUACAGUGCUCAUUUUAUGUUAGAUUUGAAUAUUGAUCAACAUUUUGUCCAAUUUUUUUUUACUUUAUAAAUAAAAUAUAAUUGUAACAACGCUGUUUUAGACCUCUCUUUUCUCAGUAUUUUGUUUGCUAAUACAUUUAGUAUGACAUUUAACCCCUGAAGUAUAGUGUAUAUUGUCAGUAACUGAGGAAAAAAUAGGUAUACAUUCAGUUUACAUAAUAAUCUAAGUGUAAAGAAUAGCCAAGUGGUCAAUACGAAUAACUAAGUGUUUUAUAACUUACAUGUAGUUAUUAUUCAAGUGGUUUUUUAAAUUCUUUUUUAUUCUAUGAAUCUCUCUUUACUUGCUGUGUACUAAAGAACAAAAGGUUUCUCCGAAACGUUUGACAAUAUUCAAUCGUUCGUGUCACAUUUUAGUGAGAUAAUUUGAAGUAUCAUAUCGGAAGAUGAUUUAUUUCACAAGAGCAAAUAUACACUCUUAAUUUUUUUUUUAAAUGAUUUGUCUUUUUGCUGUUUACCUUUUCUGUGAAUAAAAGUAUA